CUCGAGCGGCGGUGGCAGCGGCGGCAGCAACCACCCACCGACGGCGGGCUCCAGCAGUAGCACCAACAGCAGCAGCAGCAGCAACAACAACAACAACAACAAUGGCAGCAGACGGCAAGCAGGAGCAGCCGCAGGCGGGGCAGCGGCAUCGCUGAACAACGAUGAAGACGAGGACGACGAGGACGACACAGACAACCGCCUCUUCAACCAGCGACCAAGAACCGAGAUGGGCGACUUUUUGUCGAGCCGCGACGAUUGGGGCCGGAUGGGUGGCCGCGGCGGAUAUGUGACGCGCAACCCGGACUGGGACGGCAAUAAGGACGGCGAUGAUGAGGAUUCGGACGAUCACGGAGAUCAGGACGAAGAGGCAGGCGGGGACGAGUCGUCAAGAUUGCUGCUCAACGGCGGCGGCGACGGCGAUCUGAGAAACUUCCAAUCGGCAAAUAUGGCCAACAGCGUACGAAAGCUGCGAUCGAGCAAGGUCACGUCCAUCUCGACCAAGUUUGAGAGUCUGGACUACGACAUCCUAGAAAACGACAUUUACGUGAAGGAUCAAGCCAAGAUUGAUCGCAAGCACUACGUUCGACUCGAAGCCGCGCGAUGGCUCGUCAUGUUCUUUGUCGGAGUGCUCACAGCCGUGGUGGCCUUCCUGAUUGAUUACUGCUUGACACAAAUCUCCAGCGUCAAGUUUGGCUGGAUUUCAGACUCCAUCACCCGCUGCGUGGAUGACGAGUGUCUCGACCAAUCGGUGCUAUUGUGGAUGGGCAUUGACAUUUUCCUCGUCUCGAUCGCCUGCUUGCUUGUCCUGUUUGUCGAGCCGAUUGCCCAGGGCUCUGGUAUUCCUGAAAUCAAGUGCUACCUGAACGGCAUCAAAAUCCCGCAUGUCGUGCGCUUCAAGGCCCUCCUCACCAAGACGGUGGGUGUCUUGUUCUCGGUCAGUGGCGGGCUGGCGUGCGGCAAGGAGGGUCCCAUGAUUCACACGGGCUCGGUCAUUGCAGCAGGCAUCUCCCAAGGCAAGUCGACUACGUUCAACAUCGACCUCAACCUGUUCAAGGCCUUCCGCACCGACCACGAAAAGCGCGACUUUGUCAGUGGUGGUGCUGCGGCCGGUGUUUCGGCCGCGUUCGGCGCGCCGAUUGGCGGCGUCUUGUUCAGCCUGGAAGAAGGCGCCAGCUUUUGGAACCAAGCCCUCACUUGGCGCAUCUUUUUCUGCUCCAUGAUUGCCUCCUUCACCCUGAACGUGCUCCUUUCUGGUACAAAAGGCACGUCGUGGGGCGCCAUGUCCAGCCCUGGUCUCGUCAACUUUGGCGCAUUCGCUUCUGCCAACUACAACCUCUUUGAGCUGCCCAUCUUUAUCGCAAUGGGUGCGGUCGCGGGUCUCUUUGGUGCGCUCUUCAACGCGCUCAACCACCGUUUGACCGUCUUCCGCUUCAAGUAUAUUUACCAUUCGAAGGCGCUCCGCUUUUUGGAGGUCAUUCUCGUCGCCGCGGCGACAGUCAUUGUCUCGUUCACCCUGAUUUACUUUGACGACAACUGCCUGCCGCUCGGUGAAAAGCCUGGUGAAAACCCACUCGAGUUCUUCUGCCAGGAGCACACGUACAAUGAAAUUGCGACAAUGCUCUUCAACACUCCCGAAGAAUCCAUCAAAAAUCUCUUCCAUGCCACUCGCGGUGACUACAGCCCCGAGACGCUCUCGAUCUUCUUCCUCGUCAUGUUCUGCCUGUCGUGCUGGACGUACGGCAUUUCCGUCCCGGCUGGCGUCUUUGUGCCCGCCUUGCUCACGGGUGCCGCGUACGGCCGCUUGGUCGGCAACUUGCUCUACCACGCCUUCCCGGACGCCGACUGGGUUGAUCCCGGCAAGUACGCGCUCAUUGGAGCGGCGUCCAUGCUCGGAGGCAUCGUUCGCAUGACCAUCUCCCUCACAGUCAUUGUGGUCGAAGGCACGGGCAACAUUUCCUACGGCUUGCCUCUGAUGCUGUCCAUCAUGGCGGCCAAGCUGGUGGGCGAUCUUUUCAACGAGGGCAUCUACGACCUGCACAUUCACCUGCGCCGCGUGCCCAUUCUUCACUGGGAGGCGCCGCUGCCCAUGCAGCACUUCCACGCGUCGCACGUCAUGAGCUCCAACGUGGUCUGCAUCCAAGAGUUUGACCGUGUUGGGCGCAUUGUCGAGCUCCUGCGCACCACCACGCACAACGCCUUUCCCGUCGUCACGGACGAUGGUAUUCAACGCUGGCGCCAGCAGCUCCAGCAGCGUGGUGGUGCGGCAGGCGGUCUCCCCUUGGGCGCAUCCACCAUGACUUCGGGCUCGGCCGGUACGGCUGGCGGCAGCAGUGGCGUGCCCCGGCCCUCUGCCUCGUCCCGAAUGCCCAACAUCAACCUCAACGCGUCCGUCAUGAACUUUAACAUGAGCACGGCCGGCCACAUGAUGGGCAUUGACAUUGUGCGUGCUCCCGCUGGCGGGCAGCUGAGCACGCUUGGAACGAGCUACGGCAGCACGUCGAGCGGCAACACUGGCGCGUCAGGAAACGACUGGGGCGCCUUCCCUCCGGAGAGCCAAUACCAUGUCAAUGGAGCAGCGCCGACCACGGCUGGGUCCACUCCCAACACAGCCUCCCCAUCCGCAGUCCCGCUGCCGCCCUUCCUCAACCUGAAUGUCCGAGGCCCUUACACGGGCGACUCUGCUUCGUUGCAGCAUGCUCCUCUUGUGAACGAGCACAGCUACGGCACGCUCUGCGGGAUUAUUCUGCGCUCGCAACUCAUCACCAUUCUUAAGGAGCGCGCAUUUGGUCCUCGUGUCGUGAAUGCGCAAGGGGAGCAUUCGGUGCAGGCCAAAGUUCUCACCGUGGACGAUUUCCGAGCGUCCUACCCGCGCUACCCAUCCAUCGACACAAUCAGCACCACUGCGUACGAGAAUGAGCAGUUUAUGGACUUGCGCCCGUACCUCAACCCCACUCCGUACACGCUCAAGCACGCAGCCCCGCUGUCGCGCGUUUACCGCAUCUUCCGUGGUCUCGGUCUUCGUCACCUCAUCAUCACCGACCGCUUCAAUCAAGUCGUCGGCAUGAUUACUCGCAAAGACCUGACGCGAUUUGAGAUUGUGCCCAACCCUCGCAGCGGUGAUGGGACGCGAUGGAUUUUGCAAGAGCGUCAAAUGAUUGAUGACUAGUCGUCGUCGUCGUCGUCGUCGUUUGAAGAGGCAAAUGUGUUGAUUAGUUAUUUUGUGUUUAUUCUUUUCAAAAUUCUGUGUGACGUGUUUUCUUCGGUCGGUUGGUGGUUUCUUUCGUGUUUGUGUUUGUAUGUACUGUAGAAAAAGUAUACACCAUUGAUUCGAU
Messenger RNA from Capsaspora owczarzaki ATCC 30864, 3332 nucleotides. RefSeq names its product voltage gated chloride channel protein. The record is from RefSeq and is a predicted model, not a curated record. Bases 227 to 3166 code for a protein of 979 amino acids. Lineage: Eukaryota; Filasterea; Ministeriida; Capsasporidae. Gene Ontology annotation, molecular function: voltage-gated chloride channel activity. Gene Ontology annotation, cellular component: lysosomal membrane; intracellular membrane-bounded organelle. The transcript is spliced from 4 exons. Gene Ontology annotation, biological process: transmembrane transport; chloride transport.